This is a messenger RNA of Mesorhabditis spiculigera, 696 nucleotides long. Lineage: Eukaryota; Metazoa; Nematoda; Chromadorea; Rhabditida; Rhabditidae. The record is from the annotation of a GenBank genome assembly.
AUGUUCUUGAUCUUUAUCCCGGCGUUUUUACACCAUGCGAAUUGCUUGAAAUGUGUGGUCAACGAAACGACGCCGGCCCGUUUUGGCGCGAGCCCUACGUGCGAGGGUGACACGUGCUGGCUAUUCUACGACCCGUGGAUGCAACACUAUGCGCGAGAUUGUAUGACGGGGAUAGCACGUGAGCCGGGAUGUCGUCGAGCGGUGGUGGAUCGGAAGGAUAACAUGUACCUAUGCUAUUGCAAUCACUCAACCAAGUGCAACACCGAGUUUCCUGUUUUUCACGACCAAAAUCGAACCGUCACUUGGGCAGGGAAAAACCUACCGAAUACGGACGUCAUCCCGCAAAAGGUUACCUGCGGCACCGAAUUCUUUCAGCAUGAGCUCACAGUUCCCGCAAACCUGGCACCAACAAUAGAUUGGCUGAAUGUCACCACAACGGUCACCACCACAAAUGAAGCAGCUGGCUGCUACAUUAACGGCUACAUCAACAUGCCCCGAGAUGUGAAUUUGACUGCAACUUUUCGUGCGGACCUGUUAAUCCAAGCGCGGCAAGAAUACCUGUUUGCACUGGAUCCAGCGCUCUGGGAAGCUGCUUUUCCAAUAUUGUUCCUAGGCUCGCUCUACGCGAUUCAAUUUUUCCCCUACAGACAGGUCUUUCAGAAGUUUUGCCGGGAGGUAGUUGAGUUGCGACUCCAA